Solanum tuberosum (potato) is the source of this 1200-nucleotide messenger RNA. Its product is annotated as TIP41-like protein. NCBI's taxonomy places the organism in Eukaryota, Viridiplantae, Streptophyta, Magnoliopsida, Solanales, Solanaceae. Gene Ontology annotation, biological process: TOR signaling. The record is from RefSeq and is a predicted model, not a curated record. Bases 62 to 877 code for a protein of 271 amino acids. The transcript is spliced from 8 exons. Gene Ontology annotation, cellular component: cytosol.
UCCUGCUCGACCAAGUCACCACGGACCGGAGAAGUGAAACUUUUGACUCUGGCGAUCGAUAAUGGAGUGGGAGAGUGAUGAUAAAGAGCUAAAGGCGGCCGGAGCUGAACCUCUUCCGGACGGCCGUCGAGGACUCCUCAUUCACGGUUGGGAGAUCGAGUGUCGCAAGCUUUUCAUUCUCAAUUCUGUUCAUCUUCAACGAUGGGAAAAAGAACUUCAGACGACUCACUUGCCGGAGAUGGUAUUUGGAGACAAUUGUUUGGUGCUUAAACAUGUGAAUAGUGGCACAAAAUUCUUUUUCAACGCAUUUGAUGCUUUAGUUGGUUGGAAACAUGAGGCCUUGCCGCCUGUUGAAGUUCCAGCGGCUGCAAAAUGGAAAUUCAGGAGUAAACCUUUGCAACAGGUGGUGCUCGACUAUGACUAUACCUUCACAACACCUUACUGUGGAAGUGAAACUGUCGAAAGAAAUGUCGAGUGUGGAAGUGCUAUACCUGAAGAAGGCAGCAGCUGCAUUCAGUGGGAGGAUUGUAAGGAGAAAAUUGAUUUGGUUGCAUUGGCUUCUAAAGAACCUAUUCUCUUUUAUGAUGAGAUAAUCUUAUACGAAGAUGAACUGGCUGAUAAUGGGAUCUCACUUUUGACUGUUAAAGUGAGAGUCAUGCCUAGUGGUUGGUUCCUAUUGCUGCGUUUCUGGCUUAGGGUUGAUGGAGUGCUUAUGAGACUAAGAGACACUCGUUUGCAUUGUUUAUUUGGGGAGCAUAACGAAUCCUCUAUUCUUCGUGAAAGCUGCUGGAGAGAAACCACAUUUCAGGCCUUGUCUUCGGUACCGAUGCUUUGUUUUGAGAGCUUAGAUGUUUUAGUACUUCCUCAAAAAAUCUAAGCAGAAAGUUCAUUGUAUUCAAUAAGGGAAAUAAUGUUUGACAGGAACGGCUUUGAGGUGCUCAAAACUUGAAAAUUGAGAAGCUACAAGUUUCAUUUGUUGGUGGCUGUGAGAUAGUAUGUUAUCAAACUUGGAUUAUGUCACUCAGGAUUGUAAGUGCUUUACAUAGAACUAAUAUUUGGUGCUUUAGUAAGAUGUGAAAUUAUAGCGCUGUAUCUUAUAUAUUACAUAAUAUGAAAUUCAGAUAGAUGAUGACCAUCAGGUAUCAAAGAUAUGUCUUCAGAAUGUGUCAGUAAAGAUAUAUAGAAGAGUAUUUAUGGGUA